Messenger RNA from Meloidogyne enterolobii, 778 nucleotides. NCBI's taxonomy places the organism in Eukaryota, Metazoa, Nematoda, Chromadorea, Rhabditida, Meloidogynidae. The record is from the annotation of a GenBank genome assembly.
UCCGACUGUAUAUCAAAAACAGAUGUUAUUUAAAUAUUAUUUAAUAUCUUCUCUAUUUAUUUUUACAACUGGACAAGGCCUUUUCGGUGGUUGCGGAAUACGCCCACCCUUCCAAUUACCUCAAUUACAACUUCCAUGUCCUCCUCCUUGCCCGCCUCCAUGUCCACCAGCUAUUCCCUGCCCUCCACCAAUUCCCUGUCCACCAACAUUUUGCCCUCCACCGGUCAUCUGUCCCCCUCCACUUCCACCACUGCCAUGUCCCCCACCUCUUCCGCCUCCUCCACCCUGCCCCUUGCCAACACCCUGUACCUGCCCACAAAUUGGUGGAUUUGGAGGAGGUUUUGGAGGUCCACAAAUUGGAUAUCCUUUGGGAGGCUAUCCAAGCAAUGAUUGUUGCUGUCAAUGCAGUACUCCAUGCCGGUAUAUGGGGAGAGCUAGAACACACGGUUCCCAAAUAUUUGCCGCACCAACAGAAGACCAAACAGAAGACGAUCCAACCUGCAACAGUAGAAAACUUAGAACAGCUAUACAAGAGAAUAUAAUUGGUGAUGAUCCGAAUACUUCAAAGAGAGCAAUACAAAAAGUAGCUGAAGAAAAACUUUUUGCAAAAAUUAAUGUUAUUUGUGCAAAAGGAGAAUUUUCUUAUGUAGCAUAUACCGAUACAUUUUGUCAAUCAUCUCUUGGGAAUGUUACCUGUUAUGCCUAUCGCUCUCUCGGAUUGGAAUCAACAGAAAAUAUAAUAAAAACAACAACAAUGAGUGAUGUUGAUUUAUUAUAA